CCCGAGACGCGCCUGACGCGGACCCUAAAUCCUGGCAGAGCUUUAUGGAGCCCAGUUCUGGCAGGCUUCCAGGACUUGAAGCCACCAGACCGCACAUGGAACCCAGGGCCACGUGUUCAGCUGCUGCACCCUUGGUGGAGAGACAGUUCCGUGUUCUUGUGGGUGUCACUGGGAGUGUUGCAGCCCUGAAGUUGCCUCUUCUGGUGUCAAGGCUUUUGGACAUUCCUGGCCUGGAAGUAGCAGUGGUCACAACCGAGAGAGCCAAGCAUUUCUACAGUCCCCAGGAUGUUCCUGUCACCCUCUACAGUGACGCUGAUGAAUGGGAGAUGUGGAAGUGCCGAUCCGACCCGGUUCUCCACAUUGACCUGCGGAGGUGGGCAGACCUCAUGCUGGUAGCUCCUCUCGAUGCCAACACGCUGGGAAAGGUGGCCAGUGGCAUCUGUGACAACUUGCUUACCUGUGUCAUCCGGGCCUGGGACCGCAGCAAGCCCCUGCUCUUCUGCCCGGCGAUGAACACCGCCAUGUGGGAGCACCCCAUCACCGAGCAGCAGGUGGGCCAGCUCAAGGCCUUCGGCUAUGUCGAGAUCCCCUGUGUGGCCAAGAAGCUGGUCUGUGGAGACCAAGGUCUGGGGGCCAUGGCUGAGGUGGGCACCAUUGUGGACAAAGUGAAAGAAGUCCUCUCCCAGCACGGUGGCUUCCAGCAGAAUUGAACCUGGGGAUUUCUGUCACGCAUGUCCCUCUGAACUCAGGUGUUUUCAGGCCAAGUCGGUGAAGAAGGUGGACUUUGGCAAAAUAUGGUGAAGACUUCCGCAUUUGCUGAGUAGUGGUCUGGCCUGGGCCUGCUCGGGAGCCUCCCCAGGAGCCUGACCUGCCCCAGGUUAAACUAGACCAAAGGCCCAGGUCCCAACUUCUUUCAACCAAGAGACACCCGCUUUCUGGAGUUCCUCCCCACCUUUCCCUGGGAUGGGCACAGCAAGCCAGGGGAGCAAGCUGCUGUAUUGUUCCUGUGCUCUGGGAAGGGGACUUAGGAAUGACUGAGAAACCUUGAUCCAACGUUGUGCCCAGGAACUGCUUUUAGAAAGAGCCACAGCUGGAGAUCCCCAGACCUUUGGAGCUUCAGCUUCUUGGUGGGGUGCAAGGAAGACUGCGAGUUGGCAAGACCCUGAGAUUUCCCACAGACCGUGCUGUGAGAUCGGGGGUACUGAGAAUAAAGAAAAGUGACUCUUUGGGAGACUCUGUCCUUCCUUUAGAGCCUCUCUGUGGUCUUAGAGAUCCGGGGCCGGGGAAGGGUCUAGGCUGGCAAUUGACCGACACUCCUUAGUUCCCAUAUCGUAUGGCGGGUAAGGGCAAAGGGUUCGGAAGCCAGACAGUCCCUAGUUCAAAUCCCAGCUCGGCCGCAUACUAGCAGUGGGACUGGGGCUCAGGGCUCAGCCUUUCUGACCCUCACUUUCCUCGUGAAGUUGUUGAGAGGAUUAAAUGAGAUAAUGUGUGCAAAAUGC
This is a messenger RNA of Eubalaena glacialis (North Atlantic right whale), 1499 nucleotides long. RefSeq names its product phosphopantothenoylcysteine decarboxylase (gene PPCDC). Lineage: Eukaryota; Metazoa; Chordata; Mammalia; Artiodactyla; Balaenidae. Gene Ontology annotation, molecular function: FMN binding; phosphopantothenoylcysteine decarboxylase activity. The record is from RefSeq and is a predicted model, not a curated record. Gene Ontology annotation, cellular component: phosphopantothenoylcysteine decarboxylase complex. Bases 45 to 710 code for a protein of 221 amino acids. Gene Ontology annotation, biological process: coenzyme A biosynthetic process. The transcript is spliced from 6 exons.